AUGGCGUCUACUGCAUCAGCAUUAGCUAACCAGCUACGAGAUGAGUUUCUCACCUGUUCACUCUGUUUCUCUAGUUACAAAAAUCCCAAGUUGUUGUCAUGCCAACACAGCUUUUGCCGAGAAUGCCUCGACCGCUGGAUUGUGUCAAGUAAGGUGAAAUUAUUGGCAUGUCCUGUUUGUAGAAAGGAAAGCGUCAUUCCUGUCAAUGGUGCCAUUGGUUUUUCUGCCAGUAUCUUAAUUACCAAUCUGUUGGAGUAUUUGCGUACAAACGUGAAGGACGAACGGGAGAGAAAAACGGGGUUUCUGUUCCAAUUUGGUGAGAAGGGGAGCUCAGAUGGACAGUUAUAUAAACCGCAGUCAGUUGCCAUGGUUGGAAAGGAUCGUGUUAUUGUGGCAGAUAGUAAAAACAGACUACAGAUAUUCUCACGUUAUGGCAAAUAUAAAGAUACGAUCACACUGUCAAGUUUAGAUAAAAAGUGUGUACCAAGAUGCCUUGCAGUGGCGACAUCUACGGGAGAGGGCGUGGUCUACGUGUCAGAUAUGAACAACAAGAGAGUUUGGGGGUGCAAUCUGAAAGGGGAGAUAGUCAAAGAGAUUGGGAAAGAUAAUCUGAGCAUGCCCAGAGAACACGUGCCAAGAAGAGUUGGUGGUUUGGGAGACGGCGAGAGCGGGCUAUGUCAACCAACACACAUUGCGGUGAAUAAAUGUGGUGAACUAGUUGUUGCUGAUACGCACAAUUAUCGAAUCCAAAUUUUCGAUUCGUAUGGACGAUGUGUGAGGAGAUUUGGGAGAAAGGGUGUUGGUGACGGAGAAUUUCUCUGUCCGAGUGGGAUUGCAAUAGACAGAUUCGGCAAUAUCAUUGUGGCUGACAGCUCAGCGCGUCGUAUACAAAUGUUCACUUAUUGGGGGCGUUUUAUACGUCGUAUUGACAAAGAUGGUGAUGGGUUGAAAUACCCAGAAGGUGUGUCUAUCGCCGGUGAUGGCGCUGUUUACGUCGCUGAUGCUGGUAGCCACAGCGUAAAAGUAUUCCAGUAUUGA
This is a messenger RNA of Saccoglossus kowalevskii, 1038 nucleotides long. RefSeq lists its product as uncharacterized. Lineage: Eukaryota; Metazoa; Hemichordata; Enteropneusta; Harrimaniidae. Gene Ontology annotation, biological process: proteasome-mediated ubiquitin-dependent protein catabolic process; protein polyubiquitination. The record is from RefSeq and is a predicted model, not a curated record. Gene Ontology annotation, molecular function: metal ion binding; ubiquitin protein ligase activity; protein binding.